UCGUUUAGUGUUUAGUUCGAGAAUCCUCCACAUGUGCAUCAGUUCGCAUCCAUCCGCAUCAGAGAUCAAAUGAGAGUAGACUAGUAGGUUAGUACCAAGUUAGUACGAGAAAUAUUAAGUGCAGGAAGUGUUGUGUGAACGAAAAUUAUACAAUGGAAAAGCGUCUCUCCAGGAUACCAGGAAAUCAUGAAAUUACAUACGCGACUUUUGUCCUCGUCGACGAGGAGCAUACCCUAGGAAAUGCACUAUCUAACGUGAUAAAUAAUUAUCCUGGCAUAAAAAUAUGCGCUUACACUGUGCCUCAUCCAGCAGAAAAUAAGAUACAUUUUAAUAUUCAGACAACUGGUGAAAGUGCGAUUGAAGUGUUGAAACGAGGUUUUCAGGAUCUUGAAAAAAUAUGCGAUCAUACAAUUGAAACAUUUGACAAAGCAUAUAAGAAGUUCAAAUCCUCAAGUGAUGCUCCUUUAGAUGCUACGUAACAUCAUUUUUAUAUAUUAUAGCUGUUUUCUAAUUAAAUAAAAAUAUACUAUUAAAUA
This is a messenger RNA of Cataglyphis hispanica, 536 nucleotides long. It is a transcript of the gene l(2)37Cg, whose product is annotated as probable DNA-directed RNA polymerases I and III subunit RPAC2. Gene Ontology annotation, molecular function: DNA-directed RNA polymerase activity; protein dimerization activity. The record is from RefSeq and is a predicted model, not a curated record. Bases 153 to 479 code for a protein of 108 amino acids. Gene Ontology annotation, cellular component: RNA polymerase III complex; RNA polymerase I complex. The transcript has 3 exons. Lineage: Eukaryota; Metazoa; Arthropoda; Insecta; Hymenoptera; Formicidae. Gene Ontology annotation, biological process: DNA-templated transcription.